Molecule: messenger RNA, 3141 nt
Organism: Plasmodium reichenowi
Lineage: Eukaryota; Apicomplexa; Aconoidasida; Haemosporida; Plasmodiidae
Exons: 1
Coding region: 1-3141 (1046 amino acids)
Source: RefSeq, a predicted model, not a curated record
AUGAUAAGAAGCACAUAUUUGAAGUACACCUAUAAAUAUAGAAAUAUUAAAAAUGUAAAAGAAAAAGUUGCUGAUAUAUAUUCCUUUGGUAAGAAUAAUUGUACACUUGUAGAAAAGAAAAAAUAUGAUGUGAAUUGUUGUAAAAAUAUUCAAGAUAUUAAGAAUGAAAAGGAUUUAGAAUAUUUUUUUUAUAACUAUGACAAAACAAAUAUAGAUGAUGUAUUCAAUGAUUAUAAAUAUUUAAUUAAUUGUAAGAAUCAUCAGAAAGAAUGUUCAAGGAAGGAGAUGUUCGAAAAAGCUUAUAUAAUAAAAUAUGUAUCAAGUAACGUUCAGCUUUUUCAUUUUAUAAAGUCUAAAAAUAUAUUCCAUGAAAAUAAACCACCUGUACAAGGUGACAGUAAUAAUAAUAAUAAUAAUAAUAAUAAUAUUAAAAAUUUUGGUGAUUUUAAUAAUAAUCAUUGUAACAUCUCUAAGCAUACGAAUAGAUAUUGUGGUGAUCCAAAAUAUGGACAACAAAAUAUGUAUUACAUACAUAAUAUUGAAAAGGCCAAAAUAAACAAAGAAGAGAUACUUAAAAAUAAAGAUAAAAAUAAAUGUUUAGAAUAUGUUUUUGAUAAUGAUGUAUAUAAAUUUAUUACGCAUAUAAAAAAAUGUGAUAUAUGGAAUUAUAAAGAUAAAAUUGUUCAUAAAAAUUAUAUCCAUUAUCAUAUAUUUUUUCCAAUUACUUAUAUGGAUAUAGAAAAAAAAGAAAAUUGUAAAAUGAAUACACAAAAUGUUUCUUAUUAUAUAAAUAGUAAUAUAUUUCUUCAUGAUAUCUAUAGAUAUAAUAAAGAUAUAUUUAUAGAUAUAAUAAAAAAAAUGAAUUACAAGUUAUUAAAUUCUCAAGAAAUUAAAAAUUUAUUAAUUAUAUUAACUUUAUUACAUCACAAUAAUAUAUCCUUUUCUACAGAAAAAAAUAAUAUCAUAAAAAAUAAUAAUCAUGAUAAUACAAAUAACAAAAUUAUUUAUAAAAAUAAAGAAUAUAUAAAUAAACGAAUAUUUAUGGACAUGUUUACAAAUAUUUACAGAACCAUUUGUUCAAAAAGAAAUUAUAUAUCUUUUAUAUAUUUAUAUGAUUAUCUUUUAAUAAUGACCCUUAAUGAAAUUAAGAAUAAAGAGUACUAUAUAAGUAUAGUAGAAACAUUGUCGAAUUAUAUGAACCUGAUAAACAAAAUUACAAACAAUAAUAAUAAUAAUAAUAAUAAUAAUGAUAAUAAUAAUAAUAUUGGGGAUAAUCAUAACAAUGAAAAUAUUAUUUAUAAUAAUAAUAAUAUUGGGGAUAAUCAUAACAAUGAAAAUAUUAUUUAUAAUAAUAAUUGUGAUAAUAUCCUCGGGAGCAAUUCAUAUAACAUUUAUCAUAAUGAUGAAAAUAAUACAAAACAAACAUACAACAAGAUUAAUGAACACAAUAAAAAUUAUCCACAAAUAGAAAUCAAUCUUGAUCACGUAAUUACAAAUUCUUUAAAUGAAUCACACACAUGUAAUAUUGAAAAUAUUAAAAGAGAUCAAAAUGAUAAUCAUAAUAAUUUUAUUAAUCCAGAUAAUAUAUAUGAUGAUGAUAAUAAAAAUUUUUAUGAUAUUUCACAACAUGAUUAUUUAAAAAACGGAGAAGUACCAAUUAAUAAUAAUACUUCAAUUAUAACAAAUAUAAUAGAUUAUGAAAAUAAAAGUAUUCAACUUAGUAAGAGAAAUUAUUUUUAUUUACAAAAGAAAUUAUAUACAAUUAAAAAUAUAAUAAUAUCAAAAAUAUUGUUAAUAUAUAUUAUGAAAUAUAUAUUUGGUCAUAUUGAUAAUAAUAUAUUAUAUGCACACUCUGAUUUAAUAUGUGAAAAUUUACAAUUAAUUCCUCCUUUACUAGUUACAAAUUUCAUAUUUACAAUUGGAACUUGUAAAUAUAUUGAUGAAUUUUGUAUGUUUAUGCUAGCCAAAUAUGUUCAAAAUAAUAUACAAAAGUAUACAUGUAAUGAAAUUAGUAUUAUCGUCAAUACAUAUGCUGAUGCUUCAUUAGAAGAUGUAAGUUUUUAUGAAACCAUUUGUGAUUAUAUGAAAUGUCAUUUUAAUAAAUUUUCUUCUAUAGAUAUUAUUAAAAUUAUUUAUGCAUUCUCAAAAGUAAGAAUACGUGAUAUAGAAUUAUUAAAAAUGUCUUAUGAAAAAAUUAACCAUUAUUUAAUCGAAAGAGAAAAAAAAUUUGAUAUUAGUGUACAACUGAAAAUGAUCGAUUUAAAAAAAAAAAAGGAAAACAGAAAGUAUAUACAAUCACAAAAUUAUUUAAAAGUAAACAAAAAUGUUAAUAAUGAACAAAAUUAUUAUCAUAAUAAUGUGUGUAAUAACAAUACAAAUAUAUUAAAAAACAAAGAGAACAUUAAAAAAAAUAAUUAUAUAAUUAACAAAUAUCUAUGUGCAUAUGCUUUAAUUGCAGCAGGGAAAUUAGAUUAUGUUGAAAAUGUAGAUAAAUUAUUUGUACAUUUAAAAGAAAAUAUAAUAAAUGAUGGUAUUGACAUAAGAGGAAUUUUAUGGAUGCCUAUAGCAAUUACAAGCUUUUUAAGUUCCCAAUGUAUAUUUAAUUUCUUACCAAUAUAUAUCAAUUUAAUAAGUCAAGCUUUUAAAAAAACACAAUCACCCAAAUUACUCUCUUUAUUAAUAAGAAGACAUAAUAUAUUAUUACAUACAAUCGAAACAGAUAUUAUACCUAAAAAAUAUAUAGAUCAAAGAACUUUAAAUAAUCUUUAUCAUAUAUGUAAAAGUAAAAAAGAUAAUUCAAAAGAAAAACUAUUUGUUCCAGAUAGUUCAACAUUCCAUAUUGAAGUUUCCAAUGCAUUGUUAUCAUUAGAUAUACCACACCAAAAAGAAGUUAACAUUUAUCCCUUUACAAUUGAUAUAUAUAUUCAAACAUCACAAAAUCGAAGUCAACAACAACUCAAAAAGGAUAAUUCAUAUGCAGAAUAUCAUUUAAAUCAACAUAAUCUGCACACGAAAAUUAACAAAAGUAAUACAUUCACCUAUGAACACGAUACCAAUUUUGAGCAAACAUUUGAAAACAAAAAGGUCAAACAUAAAUCUAAGAAUAAAAAUGAGGUAUAUACGGAAAUUCCCUUUAUGUAA